GGUGUUGCAAAAGAGGCAGUUUCAACCGUAGAACAUACCUUGAAAUGAACCGUGUAUAAAAGGCACGGAGGCAGGUUUAAUAGGAUUCAUACACGGCUGUCUUUCUCCGAGGGGGGCAGGGGAAGGCUACGGGGGUCGCGCAGCUUGUCUGACCACCACUUGUUCGACGAAAUGCCCCUGUGAAUCUGUGACCCUGGCCCCAUGGCAGAGGUGUCUGGGUCUCGCAGGCCGCGUAUGGCCCCAGCGAGCGUUCCCGGCGCGGCGUGCAGGAUCAACACCCUCCCCCGCGACCUCCUCCUCCGUGCCAUCUCCCACCUCAAUGCCCGCGAGCUCGUGCAGACCUGCGUGUUGUCGCGGCAGUGGCGCCACCUCUGGCGUUCCGUGCCCCGCAUCAAUGCCACCAUCGACGAGUUCGACGAUUUCGAUGGCAUCUACAAUUUCUACGACAUGGCUGACAGGGCAAAGGAGUGCAGCGCGCUGUUCAAGAAGUUUGUCAACCGUUUCUUGAUGCUCCGUAACCCUGUUCCCUUGGACGAGUUCCGGCUCACGUACUACAAUCCUGAUGGUUCAAUGAAUAGGAGUGCCGAUUCGGAAGAAGCUAACCUAUGGAUCCGCCAUGCUUUACUUUGCAAUGCUCGGUCUGUCGAGGUUACGAUACAGUACUAUAGCUUGCUGCUCGAUCCUGCGGUGUUUACUUCAGAGUGCUUCUUGACAAGACUGCUGCUUUCCAGUGUUCUUUUACCCCCUGGUUUUUUUAGGCAACUCCAAACGGGCUGCAAAGCAUUGGAACGUCUCAUAUUACGUGACUGUGACAUUGAUGACGUUGAGAUCUCGUCUGAGACGCUGAAGGUUUUGACCAUUGAUGAUACUUGUUGCAUCACAUUUGAAGAGCAGGCCUCUAUUUCAAUCCCAAGCCUAUUGUAUCUUGGCUUCUUUCCUGACGCAAGAAUACCUUUACUGAAGAACAUGGAAUCACUGGAGACAGCAUGCGUUUCAGAUGAUACUCAGGUUGAUGAUAUCUACAAGAGCCUUUCUGGGGUUACAGAUUUGGAUAUCAAUUAUGAAGAAAGAAAGCUGAAGAUGGAAAGGAAAUUACGGUGGUGCCCAAAAUUGAACAAUCUCACAACCCUAACAUUCAGUAGUGGUGUCUGCAUCCACAUUUGUAUCCAUUGAUAGUCUUCCUUCAGAACUCACCUAAUCUAGAGGAGCUAACUCUGGAACUCAGACAGACUUGUUAUACACAUCAAAGAUUCAUUGGCGACCUAGAAGAAAGAUCAUUCACUUGUGAGCACCUUUAGACUGUUGAAACUGUUUGCUGGGAGACUUGGGAGGAUGAUCCUGUGCUGAACAGCCUGGAGAAGUUUUUGCUUGACAAUGGCAUAACCUCUGAUCAGAUUGAGAUAUACUGGAUCUAGCCCAUAUUGUGUUCGUAUCAAUCACUGGAACAUGUUGCUGGAUUAUUCGCUCAUUUGUGGACAUGGGAACAUAUGCAUGUUUAGUUUUCUAUGUCAUGCCGAGUAGAAAACAUCUCUGUUUCACCCCAUCUUCGUUUCGGUUUGGAUGGAUGCAUGUUCUGACAAAAUGGAUGACUUGUCUGCCGUAUGUAUGUUAACACUCUGUUACCAACACACAUCUACUGGAGCAGCAAUAGAUUUGAUGUGUUGGAUCAUGCUGACACGAUCAAUUAUAGAAAGACACGGCAGCGUCCUUUCCAAAAUGUGUUGCAUAUUUUUUUUUCUAUAAUCUCAGAAGACCACAUAUAUAGCAAGAGUGAGUACAAUAUAUGUUUCAAGAUGUUCUUUUCAAUGGUGCUAGGAACAUAUCUAUAUCAUUGCUAGGAUGUUUUGGGCAUUAGCUGUAAUGUAUUACAAUGAGCUCUUAAUAUAAGCUGACUGUAAUAAGUUAUUAUUAUAGUCGGUUCUUAGCUAGACGAACGAUUUUAGUCUGUAUGAGCUAUAGAACAGACUGUAGUAGCUUUACUAUCGUCAGUUUUAAAAAUCCGACUGUAAUCCGCCUUUGAAAA
Messenger RNA from Phragmites australis (common reed), 2023 nucleotides. Its product is annotated as putative F-box/FBD/LRR-repeat protein At1g78760. Lineage: Eukaryota; Viridiplantae; Streptophyta; Magnoliopsida; Poales; Poaceae. The transcript has 4 exons. Gene Ontology annotation, molecular function: protein binding. The record is from RefSeq and is a predicted model, not a curated record. The coding region runs from base 202 to 1173 and encodes 323 amino acids.